AUGAAUGCUAAGGUGUUGCUGGUGCUGGGCGUGGUGGGCUGUGCUGCUGCAGACAGACGACCGACGUAUUCUUACAGUGAACCCGACUCGUUCGAAUACUCAGCCGAAUCUAGGGAAGCAAAGUACGACUUCAGAUGGGCCGUGAAGGACGACUACUCCGGCAACGACUUCGGCCAUCAGGAGUCCCGCGACGGCGAUCACACACAGGGAUCCUACUACGUGCAUCUCCCCGACGGCCGCCUGCAGAAGGUGACGUACUACGUGGACGGCGACUCGGGCUACGUGGCUGAGGUCAGCUACGAGGGCGAGGCUCGCUACGACUCAGCUGAGUCUCGAGAGUACGGGCGGCCAGUGUACUCUCCGCCAAGACCCGUGUACUCCCAGCCAAGACGUGUCUACUCUUCUCCCGAGUCGGAGGAAUCCUUGGAGAUUCCUGUGUAUGCUUCGCCCAGACCUAUUUACGGGCCUCCAAGGCCAACUUACGGGUAGAAGUACUUUUUCCUUCCAACAGGUUACAUGACAAAUACUUGAUAAUUUAUAAUGGUCCAUCAAUCACAGCAUUGAUAUUAUAAUUGUGACUGUUCGUCUAAGUGUAUGGUAAUUGUAUUACAGACGGAUAUUAGUUUCAAUCUAUUCGUAAACUAAAUAUAUCAAGACUGAUUA
Penaeus chinensis is the source of this 663-nucleotide messenger RNA. RefSeq names its product pro-resilin-like. The transcript is spliced from 3 exons. The coding region runs from base 1 to 489 and encodes 162 amino acids. The record is from RefSeq and is a predicted model, not a curated record. Lineage: Eukaryota; Metazoa; Arthropoda; Malacostraca; Decapoda; Penaeidae. Gene Ontology annotation, cellular component: extracellular matrix.